Molecule: messenger RNA, 1008 nt
Organism: Lasiosphaeria miniovina
Lineage: Eukaryota; Fungi; Ascomycota; Sordariomycetes; Sordariales; Lasiosphaeriaceae
Exons: 1
Coding region: 150-869 (239 amino acids)
Source: RefSeq, a predicted model, not a curated record
ACGACCCAUUAUAGGACGCCGAGUCCGAACAUAAUCACGACGGCGGUGUGGGAGAUUCAACUACCGAGACAGAUCGAGAUGAUACAACUACGGUUGCUCCAGAGAGUCGCCACCCUGCCGACGAGGAGAAUAACCCGCACAUUGCGCGCAUGGAAGCCAACUUGGAUUUCACCUCAGAGUUCCCAAUAGCGACAAGCACGGCGGCUUCUUGGCGUUCGACGCCGGCGGAAAUCUCUGAGCGGGCGGAAAAGCCGGCCAGCACCUCUCUCGAGGAGCACAAUACAAUUUCGUUAAAGGCACGGGAGGUAUCCCUGACUUUAGCAUGUCGUGCAGUGGCUGCUAUAAGCCAUCGUCAACCAGCCCCUAAUACGGAAGCCUCGAGAGCAGACAGUCCUCCUAUUCACAGAAUUACGACACCAAAUGAAAAGCCGUCCUCCGUCGGGCCAACAGCGCGGACAAUGGUUUUCGAUCCAGUACGGUCAUCAUCAACGCAAUCACAGUCACUACAUAUACCGCGGGAUAACAUCCUGAAAAAUCACUUCCGACAACCAACCGUACCGGAAGCGGAGGAUAAUGAAGUACGUACCGCUCAAAGUCUUAUCACUAUCUCGGACGGCAGCCCGGUCCGCGCCUCUGCAACUCAGCAAUUACCUCCGGUAUCGUUUGGGUCGAGUUUCCUGGCGACUCAGACUUUCGGUGUCGCAACGCAUCCUGCGGGACGGCCAACACUCGCACGACACCAAUUCAUCGUACUAGCUCCAGCACAAAGGCAGUCAUUGGAAAGGGAACCCCCCGCCCCCGGUGGUCGCCCGUUUUCACAAAUACCCCCGAGACAUAGCCAUCCAUCUUCCGGUUUUGUGUCUCACUAGACGAGUCCUGGCCUGGGGAGUGCACACGGUAGCCGGCUGCCUCCGGUGUCUCAGGGUUUUGGGUUGCCACGUAUGGUAUCAGAUGGCGACCAUAUUGGUGAAGACCUAGCUAGCAGCAAGUUUCCUUAUCCGGACUGCC